AACUUAAUAAACUUUAAAAACAAUUAUUAUUUUAUACAGAUUUUGGGUGGAGUUAAGUUUUUAUAUAUGGUUUAUGCAAGAAAAAUUGUCAUCAAUUAUCUUGCUUGUGUUCUUGAAGAUUGGUACAUCUUUAAAGAUACAUGUUCCUCAUAACUAGAAUUUGUAUUAUUCAAUAAAUCACAUGUAUUUAAAAUCUCCAUUUUAUCAUCUUCGUUAUCAUCAUCAGCUACUGCUAAAGUUUUAAAUUGGAUCACAUUGGGAUUAUUAUUUGCUCCAUAUCUUUGACGUAUACGUCCAAAUAACAAUUCAAUAUGAUCUUGUGAAAAAUAAUAUAGUUUUUAAAAAAAGAAAAACUUCAGAGAAAAAACCGGGUUCCCCUUUUACAGAUGAAGUCCAAGAUCUUAUUGCUGUAGGAUGAGGAAGUUUAAAUAUUGUGCUAGAAAAAAAAAUUGUGUUCAAAAUAAUAUAUUAUUUAAUAAAGAGAAUUUCUGAAAUGCAUACUAACCGACAGUACUUGUAAGCUUUUGGAGAGUAAUAAUUCAAAGUGUAGUUAUAAUAUCACUGACCAAUACAGAUCUCUGAAGUGUGACUGGAAGUUCUUCAUCUAACUUAGACAUACUCAAAUCAAGAGGAACUUCUACUUCAACUUCAUAAUUUUCUAUUAUACUCUGGCAAUGAACUUCUUCAGUUGUUGAAUUAAAUACUGAUGGUAUUGCAUUAUCAUUCAAACGUAAACGACCAUUUUCCUUAUUAUAAGGUUUAAAAUCACUAGGGAGAAAAUGCUCACUACACAACCUACUAUACUCAGUUGGAAUAAACCCUUUCCUAUUAAUAUUUUUUAACCAAUUUUCAGUACGUUCUUUAUUUUUUAAAGGAAAGCUGAAAAUUUUGGAAAUAAUUAGUUUGUAAGUUUCAUUGAUGUCAGUUUUUUUUAAAUAUACUUACGCAAAAAAAUGAAUGCCACUGUUAGGCACUCUUUUAUUUGAACAGCCCCAAGCACAGCAAUAAUAAACCAUAGUAAUAUGUAUGUACUUAAAAAAUAUUAAUAACAACUGUACUUACUGUAAGUCUUGUACAUGUAUCACAAUUUAUAUUUAUAAAAUAAAAAACAGUAUGCUAAAUAUGUAAUAUUUGCUCGUAUAUAAUUACAAAAUAAUAACAUAAUACAUGUAUUUUAUUAUUAUUAUUAUUAUUAUAGAUUCAUCAAGUUGUUUUUGCGUUUGAGAUGCUAAAUAUUUAUAAAUAGCUCGCGAUUACCAUAUUGUUCUAUGUAAUUACAUGCAAAUACAAUAAAACAUAAUAUUUAAAUUUAAAUUAUUUUUAUAAAUAAUAAAAGGUUCCGAAUUUUAGCUCUAACCAAAUAGUUCCAGAUAAAUAUAAUUCGGAAAAAAAAUUUUCUUAAGGCUUACGUCUCAACAAAAUUUAAAAUAUUAUACCCCUCCAAAAUAGUAUCUUAUCACUUAUCAUAUCAGUUAAAUUUGUAAACAGUCACCUCUUAGAUAACGAUUGGCGGCCAUUUUGUUGGAGACAUUAUUUUAUACGUAUGUACUAUAGAAGUCGGCUAUCUAGUAUUUUUAUAUAUCUGUGUUAUCACCCAAUUUUUAUGUUAUGAAUAUUGAAUAAUUUAUUCUGUAUCAUAAUUUGUGACGUACCUGGUACCAAUUUAAAAAAGGCCUAGUUCCUAUUAAUUGAAUAGAAUAUGUUUUCUUUUAUUUAUAUGUAUUAAACUAUCAUUAAUAUUUGUAUACAAAAUUGUCAUGGUGGCAUUUUGGGCAUUGGCAUACAUAUUAUUCUUUUCGCCCGUUACAGAAACCGUUGAUAAGAAAAUUAUGGAAAUCAGCUGGUAAACAAAUAACAGGUAUAUACAUAAAAAAAAAAGUAAAAAAAAAAAAUAGGUACAACUACUACAACAUAUUUUCGAGAUGCCUUCGGGACGUGAAUGUUGAUGACGAUGAUGUGAGGCGUGUGCGUGUGAAUGCGUCGUUUGUGCGUGUGUUGUCGUGCUCCGCCGUCGGUCAAUAGAAUUAUAGUUAUAGGGCAGAGUUAAUAACCGCAAUUACACAUUAACAUUAACAAUAAUAAUAACAAUAUCGAUUAAACGAUAUUCGUAUGCAGUAGAUACGACGACGGUUUCCCAGUAAUACCGAUCAAUCCGAUAACCGAUUUUCAAAAAGGGGUUUGCUGUAUCGAUUUUUGUUUUGUCCGUCCGUCGCGUGGGCAUUCAGAUCACCGGAUAUCGCUGAGCACGGGAAACGGACCAGUUUUUGCGUGAGCGAGAGAAACGGACCAGCCAGUCUCCACUCGCCGCCGUGUCCAGUUUUGCUGCCGUCGCUGUCCGACCGUUUGCCGCCUACACUCGACGACUACGACGACGACCACGGCAGUCGUACGACGACACCACUGUCAUAACCGUCCGAAUGGUGGCCAGCCGCCGUCCAAAUGCAGUUGACGUCCAACUCGGCGGCCGCCGACAACUAUGCGAUCCCGUGACGGGCAACGUAACAUUUUGAUUCAGGGUGUUAUGCGUUUGAGCAUAAAACAAUGGGGGCCAACAUGGGUAAGAGUUCAGCAUCUUUGCUGGAUGCACUCCCUACACCACAAAGUCAUUUGCAUGUAGUCAUGUUGGGCCUAGACAGUGCUGGUAAGACUACAGCCCUUUACAGACUUAAAUUCAACCAGUACCUGAAUACAGUUCCUACAAUUGGAUUUAACUGUGAAAAAGUAAAAGGAACUGUCGGUAGGGCCCGAGGUCAAACAUUUCUUGUGUGGGAUGUUGGUGGACAAGAAAAACUUCGACCGUUAUGGAAAAGUUAUACUAGGUGUACUGAUGGUAUAUUAUUCGUUGUGGACAGUGUAGAUGUAGAACGGAUGGAAGAAGCAAAAAUGGAACUAGCCCGCACAGCAAGAGCACCAGAAAAUACAGGUGUACCAAUUUUAGUGUUAGCAAAUAAACAAGAUUUGCCAGCAGCACGAGAUUCAGCAGAAUUAGAAAGACUUUUAGGUCUAAAUGAACUUAACCAUUUGUGGCAUAUUCAAGCUGCUUGUGCUAUAACUGGCGAUGGUCUUCAAGAAGGUUUGGAUGCACUUUAUGAUAUGAUAUUAAAACGCAGAAAAUUAGCUAAACAAGUGAAAAAGAAAACUCGAUAAAUUAGCUAAAUACCAGUAUAACUAUAUUUGUAUAUAAAAGUAAUGCGCUAUUGGGAUAAUGAAUACAUACAUUUAUCUUUGCGCCAUAAUUUGAAAUUUCCAUGACACGUGUUUAACAAUAAACCACUCAUAUUGAAUUUUGGUUUUGAUAUCGACGAUAUUAAGUGCUAUUAUUAUUACUGGGUACAUUUAUUUAAUUAUUUAAACUAUUUGUUUUGUUUAGAUGGCAUAACAAUAGACAAUAGUAUACUUGAUGGAUAUUUUAUUUAAAUGUAUUGUAACUUACUAGUAGUAAUAAUAAUCUAAUAUUGUGUUAUUUCAUUGAUUCCCAGUAACUACUUACAUUUAUAGAACAGUGUUUAAUACACAACAUUUAUUUGUGUGUUUAACUAUGUUAAUGUAAUUUUAAAAGACCAUUUAAAAUCAUGUAUUACGUUUUAAAAAUGUUCCCACCGAUUGUAAGUAUGAUUUUUAUAUGAUACAAAUGGUAGCUUUUUGAAUAUGGCAGCUAACAAAUUGGAUGUUUGACAUUUAUUAUUUUCACUUAAACGUUAUAUGAUUCACUUUAAAGAGCAACUAGUUUGUUAUUAAAUGUAUUUGUUGUCACUCUAUGGUGCUUUAUUGUUUUUGAAAUUAUAUUGUAUUAUUAUUUUCUUUAGUGCAAUAUUUCACUUGUUUAAAAUUACUGCUGCACUAAAAAAAUGUAUUCAAUGGAAGGUUCAACAGUUUAUGUUUUUGACUAAACCCUUUUAUAAUUUAAAUGUAAAAUAUUUAUUAUUAUUUAUAUAUUAUAUGUAUCAAUUACAAUUAAUAUGCAAUUUAGUUCCAAUAACUGAUAACUUACAUAAUGAAUUAUUAUUUAGUUUAAUAAUUCUGAUCAAUUGGUCUUAUGUACAGUUUCAAGUUGCGCUCACAUUUAUUUUAUUUAUCAACACUAGAACAGUUUUUUUUUUCUAAUACUCGAUGCUAGCCAAAUUAUUAUUUGUUUCUGUAAUGGGUCUUCUACACCCUAUCAGGUUACCAUAAUAUGAUAUGAUUAUCUUCAUUAUAUUUUCUUUUAUCACAUGCUCUUAGGUCAGGAAAAACUGUUCUAAUGUUAAUUA
Molecule: messenger RNA, 4250 nt
Organism: Myzus persicae (green peach aphid)
Lineage: Eukaryota; Metazoa; Arthropoda; Insecta; Hemiptera; Aphididae
Gene: Arl4
Product: ADP-ribosylation factor-like protein 4A
Exons: 7
Coding region: 2542-3147 (201 amino acids)
Biological process (GO): vesicle-mediated transport; intracellular protein transport
Cellular component (GO): cytoplasm
Molecular function (GO): GTP binding; GTPase activity
Source: RefSeq, a predicted model, not a curated record